CGCUCUUUUCUUCUCACUCCCAAAAACGAACGAACAAGAUUGAGCCUUUUAUUUUGGGAUGUCCAAACAAGAUGUCCGCCAUCGUAUAUCGCUUUCGGGCUAAAACUAUCCUGAUUUGGAACGUUUCAUUGCCUCGGGUCUCUUUCUUAUUUUUGUACGGUAGUAUCGUUGUUUCGAAACAAUUUCGCGUGAGUGGACGCCUCCAGUUGAGUUAGCAACAAUCAGUUUGCAAAAGAAUAGGAGAAAAUCAGGCUACUUGAAAAAAAUUUUGCCACGUUGACCCUACAUUGCGCCAUAGAGGAUCCCAAGAAGAGUGAACAAAUAGUGCCAAGAAUACAGGAUGUCAUCCAACCUGGUAAAAGACCCAGACACUUCGUCCAGUAGAACCGAACGAAAUGAAACACCAGCCACAUUACAAGAAGAGACUCUGCAAACUAAUGCGCCAAAUGAAACCACUUCAUCAGCUGAUGUAAUGCCAUUUUCCCAAGAGCACAAAAUGUCGUCCUCUGUGGCUGACGAUUCUGGGAGCAUUGCUACGACUAUUAGCCAAAACACACCAGGGCGCAGUACCGAAGAGAACGUAUCCAGUAGAGCCGAACAAGAGGAAAGAGCCGUUGCAUCGGGAGGAGAGGCACCGCUGACUAAUGCACCAAUUGAUGGAGGAAGAGAACCGGUGCGCGAAGGAAGUAAGCUUUUCCGCGUUAAAACUGGAAUUAGCGUUGGCCAAUAUCGGUGUCUUCCCGAAUAUCCUCAGGAAAAACAGAAAAAAAAGAAGAAGAGAGAUUUCUAUAAGGGUUUCUACAACUGCGAUAUUCCAGUUGCCAUCGUAAAGACACUCAUACCUAUAGAUAGUGACCCAACUGAACUGCAAAAAGAAGGGAAGAAGAAAGAAAAGAUUAAAAACGCGAGGAAAGAGAGUGAACGAGAGUUUCGAAUACUGAAAGAGCUGGAGGUCCAUGAAAAUUUCAUACGCUAUUUUGGUCGCGAGGUGGAUCAGAAACAGGAAUUCGUGUACCUUGCAACAGAACUCUGUCUGUGUUCCGUGGAAGAUCUUUUAGAUCCAGCUCUCGAAAAGGAAAUUUCGAUGAAAAAAGAAAUUUUGGAUGAGUUGCAAGCGAAAGAAAUCCUGCGCCAGGCAACAAGAGGGCUCAAUUACUUACACCAGAACAACUUUAUCCACCGCAACAUCAAGCCCAAUAACUUUCUAAUUCAGGAAGUCAAUAAGACAGGCGGCAGCUCUUGCCGAUUUGUGGUUAAAAUAACUGACUUUCGUCUGACCAGGAAACGUGAUCCUUCUACAAGAGAAUAUCUAUCAGGAUCUGCUGCAUCACAAGGAUGGGAGGCACCGGAAAGCAGAGACCAGAAAAAGGAGCUCAGUACAAAAUUGGAUGUCUUUAUUCUCGGUUGUUUCUAUCACUAUGUCAUGAUUGCACUGUCGAAGAAAGUCAACAAAGGAAAGCCUAGACAUCCAUUCGGAGACAGUGAACUUCUGCGUCCGGAAAACAUUACCAACACAAAUUAUUCCGUCUAUGAAGGGAAACUUCCAUUCGUUCCCAAUAGCAAGAACGAGGGCGAGAAACAAGUGGCAAAGCUUAUCACGUCUAUGUUGAAGUUCAACGAGGACGACCGUCCAACAUUACAACAAGUUCUUGAAAAUAAAUAUUUCAAACCUACCGAAAAUUACAAGAUAUAUGAUCAUGUUAAAACCGGCCUUUGUGUUAUCUUCAACCAGCAAGAGUUUGAAAAUCCAAAAGAGGUUCGCGAAGGAAGUGAGAUGGACCGAGAUAUGCUAAUGAAUACCUUUCAUAAACUGGGUUUCGAAAUCGAAAAAAAAGAAAGUCUAGAUUCGUUUGAGUUGAAAUCUGAAAUCAACAAUCUGGCCGAAAGAGAUUUUAAGGAUUAUGGUUGCCUCGUGGUCUGCCUUUUGUCUCAUGGAAUUGAGAACGCAAUCCAAUGCUACGAUCGUAGAUGCGUUAACACAAAUGAACUUAAGUACGAGUUCUCUUUGGAUAAUUGCCCCAGCCUCUAUGGCAAACCGAAAAUCUUCAUCGUUCAGGCUUGUCAGGGAAGCCUGAGUCAGAGUGAAACGGGAAUAGUUGCUCCACCCGCCAAUCCAGCAUCCUUCUUUUCAAAGUUGAUACUUGCUCCUGUUAUACUCUACCAGCAUUUUACCGGUGGUUUGGAAUCAUCACCUUCCACAGUUCAAUUGAGAAACAAGGACGUAAAGCAUACCUAUAGCGCAGAACAGUUGAAAGAGAUGAAAAUUUUGGACGACGCUCGCAGGAAUCCUCCGCUUAUGGAUUUCAUAACAAUCAAGGCAACUCUACCUGGUUUCCUAUGCUACCGAAAUAAAAAAAAGGGUAGCCGUUUCAUUCGAAGUCUCUGUAAGGCUUUGUCUCAAGAAUAUUUGGAUAAAAUACCGGAUGAAGGUACACAACACCUGGAAGACUUAUUAAGAUGUGUCCAGGUUGAAAUCAACGCAUAUUCAGAGAAAUUGGAAAAAAAUUCAAAUAUACAGAAGAAAAACUACUGGCAAACUAUGACAUGGGAAGUAUGCCUGAGCAAACACAUUCGAUUUCGCAAAGGUGUAACCGAAGGCAAAGACGUUGAAUUGCGUUGAAUUGAUAGAAGGGCAACUCCGUUAUAUCCUAAAGCCGUAGUUUGCUUGACUUGAAGGUUGGCAUAAAUAUACCCAAUACUAAUUGAUGGGAGAUCCGAAUUGUUCUUGAUGAACUGUAGUCUAAACGUGUUGCAAGUGUUCCAUAGUUUUUCGAUUAAUCUCUUGUUAGUUGUUUAUUAGAAUUAGUUGUUGUCAAUACACUGCACACCUUGAA
Molecule: messenger RNA, 2834 nt
Organism: Daphnia magna
Lineage: Eukaryota; Metazoa; Arthropoda; Branchiopoda; Diplostraca; Daphniidae
Product: mitogen-activated protein kinase 4
Exons: 7
Coding region: 341-2620 (759 amino acids)
Biological process (GO): proteolysis; intrinsic apoptotic signaling pathway in response to endoplasmic reticulum stress; IRE1-mediated unfolded protein response
Cellular component (GO): IRE1-TRAF2-ASK1 complex
Molecular function (GO): cysteine-type endopeptidase activity; ATP binding; RNA endonuclease activity
Source: RefSeq, a predicted model, not a curated record